AACAAUUAUUGGGUCUUGUAGAUCUGCCAAAAGAGGUAUGGGAGAUCUAUUUGCGUGGCUUAUAUCAUUCUUUCUCCUCAUAGCUAUUCUUGGUAUUCUCCUUUACCAGCUUAUGUGCUUGGCUGAUCUUGAAUAUGAUUAUAUCAAUCCUUAUGGUUCAGCAUCUCAAAUAAAUAAGGUUGUUUAUCCAGAAUACAUUACUGAAGGAGUACUGUGCUUCCUCCAUCUUAUUACUGGGCACUGGGUUAUGUUUUUGCUGUGUCUUCCAUCCUCAUGUUAUAAUGCGAAAUUAUAUUCUGAGCGGCGGCAUUUGGUCGAUGUAACUGAGAUCUUCAACCAGCUUCCCUGGGAGAAGAAGCGAAGAUUGUACAAGCUUGGAUACCUCGUGAUAAUUCUAGCCUUGUCAAUAUUCUGGAUGAUUUGGAGCAUCGUGGAUGAAUGAGCAAUCUGGAUUUGGUGCCCUGACUGUUCUAGAUUUAUUUAUUAGCUACACUAGCUGCUGAUUUUGUCCUGGAAUUGUUGUAUUGGGGAUAAUAGUUUUCGAUGCAGCUGCCAGUAUAAACCGGAAUUCUAACCUGGGUUAGCAUUCAAAACCAUUUGCAGACACAUUGUGAUCCUUGUAAUGGAAUGUUUGGUUUGUUGGACCGCAAUGUACUUUGGAUAGAAUAAAAUGAGAAAAGGAGGUUAGAUUUUUGUCUAUUGUAUUGUUGAGUAUUGUCUAAUACAGCAUACCAAGUAUACUCCCAAGUCUCCAACUGAUUGCGAACGGCUUCAGCUAGGGUGGGAAAGAAAGAUUACAUUUUUACUUUUGUGAUAGUUCUUUCUUGGGCAAUUUCAUUCCACUUAUCGCUUGUUUGAUAAGGUGACGGUUAUAAUUUUAUUUUAUUUUUACUUGUACUUUUGAAUUUCAAUAUUCUAAUAGUUUUUUAUGAAA
Messenger RNA from Olea europaea var. sylvestris, 934 nucleotides. RefSeq names its product protein cornichon homolog 4-like. The transcript has 5 exons. The record is from RefSeq and is a predicted model, not a curated record. Bases 38 to 442 code for a protein of 134 amino acids. Gene Ontology annotation, biological process: vesicle-mediated transport. NCBI's taxonomy places the organism in Eukaryota, Viridiplantae, Streptophyta, Magnoliopsida, Lamiales, Oleaceae.